This is a messenger RNA of Recurvomyces mirabilis, 2151 nucleotides long. RefSeq lists its product as uncharacterized. Lineage: Eukaryota; Fungi; Ascomycota; Dothideomycetes; Mycosphaerellales; Teratosphaeriaceae. The transcript is spliced from 4 exons. Gene Ontology annotation, molecular function: DNA-binding transcription factor activity, RNA polymerase II-specific; DNA binding; zinc ion binding. The record is from RefSeq and is a predicted model, not a curated record. Gene Ontology annotation, biological process: DNA-templated transcription; regulation of DNA-templated transcription. Bases 1 to 2151 code for a protein of 716 amino acids.
AUGGCGUCUUUCGCGCACCUCGAGUCGUCAGACUCAUCGCAGCGCCGCGAACGAGCUGCAAUCGCCGCGCAGGCCUGUCAAACAUGUCGUAACCGCAAGAGCAAAUGUGACGAGCAACGGCCCAAAUGUGGGCUAUGUCAGCGCCUCAGUGUGGAUUGCGAGUAUCGAGAGCCUUUGCCGACGAAGAAAGACAAAACCAUGGUCCACAUUCUAGAUACCUUGACCCGACUGGAGAACAAGUUCGACAAUAUGGCUAUAACCCAGGGAAGCAGCCCAGACAUGAGCUCACCAGGCGCCCAUGCUUCGGUGAGUGGUACGUCGUCGGCGUCGCUCGUGAAGGCAUCGCAAAGCGAGACUGCCCAGCGGAAACCAGAAGGGUCGGCAGCCAGCGAUAAUAUGCCAAAGCCUUAUCAGCACCUCACUGUACCUCACAAAAUCAUGCUAUGGCCUGGCAUAUACAUUCAUCUGCUCAACUCUGGUAUCUCGGCGGCAUCUGACCUGCAGUAUGUCCUCCAAGAAGGAACGCCAUGGUUCAUCAAGCGAGAGAUGAGCAAGCAUCCUGAUCCACUACCAUCUGACGUUGGAUUACCAUGCUUCACGAUGGCCACUGGCAAUACAGAGCAAAGCAGAGCAACCAAUGUCGUUUUCCCGACUCUUGGUGUUCAGCAAAUACAAGAGCUUUCCGACGCCUAUUUCAACACAUUUAACGUUCUCUAUCCAGUACUCAAUCGAGAAACCUUCAUGAACGGUACUGUGGCGAAACUCCUGCGAGAUGGCUACGGAGAUGGCGAUUCCGCGAGUGUGCUGGCUCUUCUGGUCUUCGCGCUGGGCGCUGUAGCGGUCGAUGGUGUUUUCGAGAGACCUGUCAGUGUCGUCAACGGUCAGCCAAGUGGUUUCCGUGGCGGCACUGUUGACCACCCACCGGGGCUCGCCCUGUUCAACGAAGCUAGAAGAAGACUUGGCUUCAUCUGGACGCAAUGCACCUUAGAAAAUGUCCAACUCAAUCUAUUACAAGCUACCUACUACGAAGCGACUUCUCGGCAUCUAGACUUCUGGCGCUGUACAGUUGCCGCUUCGAUGGCGUGCCAAGUCUUGAUUCGUUGCGAGCCAAUCGACUGGUCAUCUGCUAAUGGCGACCUUGUGAAACGUGCGUAUUGGACUUGCGUCUUCAGCGAAGAUCUAUACCACCUAGAUCUCGACUUCCCGCAAACCGGCAUAAACACCAUGGAGGACGAAGUGCCUCUACCAUAUUUCCACGAAGCACAAGAACAACACCAAGGCAGCAGUGUCGCAGGAGGUUCCGCCCAGGCCAACCAAGAGCGCAGUCAUUUCCAGUACCACUUCCUCGCAAUGAUUGCGCUACGACGUCUCAUCGCACGCAUCCACAAUGUGAUACAUGAAUGUGAGCGUGCCAUGCAGGCCGAGCCAUUGUGGCGAGGCUCCCAACGGGCAAGUGGGACAUCAGCUCACAAGACCCUUGCAGCAUCCUCGGCCCAGGCGGAGAACUUCGACGACUAUGGCGGUCCCCCUGUGGCCGUUAUCAGAGAGAUGAUGCGGCAGCUAGACAGUUGGAGAGCCUUACUCCCGCGACCUCUGCAGUGGAGCGACAAUGAUAGGUUUGAGUUCCCAGCUACGGACCCCAUGACCAGGCGACCGAACGAGCCACUUUUUAGUCCGGAUCAAGGUCCGAUACCGAUUGGACACAAGUAUAAUUUGGAUGUUGUAACGGCACAACUUCGGACAAGGUUCUACUAUGCUCGAUUUAUGAUGUAUCGACCUUUCGUGUACAAGGCGCUGCAUUUUCCGGAACUGAUGACAGAGGAAGAUGGCAACUGCUGCGCUCUCGCUCUCAAGAGCGCGUGUCUGUGGCCGCUCGCCAUGGCACCGCCGAAGAACAAGAAGAGGCUAGUCCCGCAUAUGUUCGCGUGGACGCAGAACUUUAUGGGCAUUUUGCUCGUGCUUAAUAUGUGUUCGGUGAACGACUGUUUACGACAGAUUGUUGACGAGGGUACUGUGGUUAGUAGGCGGGAGAUUGAAAGUACGAUCGGUCUUUUGCUAGAGUGGAUGAGGGAUGUGAAGCAGGUGGAUGGGAUUGCAGAAUGGAGUUGGGGGAUACUGGAGCCGUUGUACGGCCUCCGACCAGAACGAUGA